AUGCUGACCUGCCAUGUGGUCAGUAAUGGUCGAGGAGCAGGGGGCGCUGGCGGGGAGGCCUGGCUAGCGGGGGCUGCCCUGCGGGGGCGCUGGCGGGGAGGCCUGGCUAGCGGGGGCUGCCCUGCGGUGCUUCAGUGUGCCGUCGUCCCACUUCCAGGUCUGCUGACCGGUGUGGUUGUGGACUCUGGCGAUGGCGUAACUCACAUCUGCCCCGUUUACGAGGGCUUCUCCCUGCCUCACCUGACCCGGCGGCUGGACAUCGCUGGAAGGGACAUAACCCGGUACUUGAUCAAGCUGUUGUUGCUGAGGGGCUACGCCUUCAACCACUCGGCCGACUUCGAGACGGUGCGCAUGAUGAAGGAGAAGCUCUGCUACGUGGGCUACAACAUCGAGCAGGAGCAGAAGCUGGCCCUGGAGACCACAGUGCUGGUGGAGUCCUACACGCUCCCUGACGGAAGGGUCAUCAAGGUCGGCGGCGAGAGGUUCGAGGCGCCCGAGGCCCUCUUCCAGCCCCACCUGAUCAACGUGGAGGGCGUGGGUGUGGCCGAGUUGCUCUUCAACACCAUCCAGGCGGCAGACAUCGACACCAGGGCGGAGUUCUACAAACACAUCGUGCUGUCAGGCGGGUCCACCAUGUAUCCUGGACUUCCUUCACGGCUGGAGCGUGAGCUGAAGCAGCUCUACUUGGAGCGUGUGCUGAAGGGUGACGUGGACAAGCUGUCGAAAUUCAAGAUCCGAAUCGAGGACCCCCCUCGCCGCAAGCACAUGUUUCCCACUGAGUUUGUGGCAGCUGAGAGUGUAUGA
Molecule: messenger RNA, 804 nt
Organism: Paramormyrops kingsleyae
Lineage: Eukaryota; Metazoa; Chordata; Actinopteri; Osteoglossiformes; Mormyridae
Source: RefSeq, a predicted model, not a curated record